Messenger RNA from Callithrix jacchus (white-tufted-ear marmoset), 10778 nucleotides. RefSeq names its product ARF like GTPase 11 (gene ARL11). Gene Ontology annotation, molecular function: GTPase activity; GTP binding. Lineage: Eukaryota; Metazoa; Chordata; Mammalia; Primates; Cebidae. The record is from RefSeq and is a predicted model, not a curated record.
CAGCCACCUCGGAAACGGAAGCAGAAGAAGGAGAAGCAGCAACGGCUGCUCUGCUUCCUUCCAUCUCGCUCUUGGGACAUGCCAGCCAGCAGGAAGCAGCUCCAUGAGAGCCACGGAGGAUCUCACAGCCACAGUCUAACAGUAACACAGAGGAGGCCCUCGAUCUUCUCUGCCCAGGGACCACUCUUCUCCAACCCAGAGAUGGGUCAGCUGAUGGCUCACACAACGUCACUUCCUUCAAAGCCCAGGCAUCUGUUUAAAAUCUGACUCUGUGAAGACUUUUCCUAUUUGGGAAAAGCUCUUCCGUUUGCCUGCACAGAUUUGUGCUCCUUUUUUAAAUUUCAAUUUUUGUAGAGGAGGCGGGUUCUUGCUUUGUUGCUUCGGCUGAUCUCAAACUCCUGGGCUCAAGUGAUCCUCCUACCUUGGCCUCCCAGAAUGCUAGGAUUACAGGCAUGAGCCACCAUACCAGGAUGGACUUGUCUUCCUUCAGGAGACAGUAGCUAAUGUGUGUCCCUGGCCCUUCUCCCCUAGAAUUCAGCAGUGGCCACCAUGGGUUCUGUGAAUUCCAGAGGUCGCAAGGCAGAAGCCCAGGUGGUGAUGAUGGGCCUGGACUUGGCAGGCAAGACCACGCUCCUUUACAAGCUGAAGGGCCACCAGCUAGUGGAGACCCUGCCCACUGUUGGAUUCAACGUGGAGCCUCUGGAAGCUCCUGGGCACAUGUCACUGACUCUCUGGGACAUUGGGGGGCAGGCCUCGCUCAGGACCAGCUGGAAGGACUAUCUGGAAGGUGUAGAUAUCCUUGUAUAUGUGCUGGACAGCACAGAUGAAGCCCGCUUACCCGAGUCGGCGGCUGAGCUCGAGGAAGUUGUGAAUGACCCCAACAUGGCUGGUGUUCCCUUCUUGGUGCUGGCCAACAAGCAAGAGGCACAUGAUGCACUUCCAUUGCUUGAGAUCAGAAACAGGCUGAGUCUAGAGAGAUUCCAGGACCACUGCUGGGAGCUACGGGGCUGCAGUGCCCUCACUGGGGUGGGACUGCCUGAGGCCCUGCAGAGCCUGCGCAGCCUCCUGAAAUCUCGCAGCUGCCUGUGUCUCCAAGGAAGAGCCAGUGGGGCUGAGUGCCGACACAGCAAGAGAUCUUGACCCGGACAGAGCUGCAUAUCUUUGCUCAUACAAACUGGAAGCACCAGCCGAUCCCUUGAGAAACGCUCAGUCUAGCAAACAAGAAAUCCUGGCUUCGCCUGUAAUCCCAGCACUUUGGGAGGCCACCGUGGGAGAAUCCCUUGAGCACAGAAAUUGGAGAGCAACAUUACAAGACCCCAUUUCUACCAAUAAUUAAAACAUUGGCCAGGCAUGGUGGCAUGUGCCUCUAGUCCCAGGCACUUGGAGGCUGAGGGAAGAGAAUCGCUUCAGCCUAGGAGGUGGAGGGUGCGGUGAACCAGAUUGCACCCCUACACUCCAGUCUGGGCGACAGAGUGAGACCCUGUCUCAAUAAUAAUAAUCAUAAUAAUAUUCUAAGAAAAAAAUCUCAACACACUUCAUUUAAUAGCUCAUCACCAAGUGUGAAUGAAACAACAUGUCAUAAUAGAAUGGCCACUGGUUGCAUAACAAUAAAGACCUAAAUUCACAAAUAGGGAAAGAGGUUUUAAAAUCAAAUUUGCGGCCAGAUGCGGUGGCUCUUGCCUGUAAUCCCAGCACUUUGGGAGGCCAAGGAGGACAGAUCACUUGAGGCCAGGAGUUUGAGACCUGCCUGGCCAACAUGGUGAAACCCCAUCUCUACUGAAAAUGCAAAAAUUAGACAGGUGGUGGUACAGGCCUGCAGUCCCAGCUACUCAGGACCCUGAGGUAGGAGAAUUGCUUGAACCCAGGAAGUGGAGGUUGCAGUGAGCUGAGAUCACGCUACUGCACUCCAGCCUGGUGACAGAGUGAGACUCUGUCUCAAAAAAAAAAAAGAAAAGAAAAGAAAAGAAAAAGUCAAAUUCAAAUAUCAUCUGGACAUGUCACAGUGGAUCGUGGAUCCUUCUGAGUGAUUUUCCCCAGGAGCCCCUGGGGAUGUGCCAUUGUCACUCUGAAGGCAAACUGGUCAGAGCCCACACAACAGCAGAGGUCUGCAGGUUAGACAUUCCCUGGGACGCUCAGCCCUGGGCAAGAGGCUGGAAGUUCAUGCCAUCCAAAAUUUAUCCUUUUUUUUCUGAUGCUGAUUAGCCUCUCCCCAUUUUACGGCACUGCGUUGAUCCUUUUCAUAGACUCAUUUUCUUAUUUUUUCCUUCUCUUUUCUCCUUCUUGUAGCAUAUAUCUUUCCUUAAAGAUCAGAUCAAUCAUAUAUUUUGCUUAUUCAUUCAUUUGACCAAAAAACCCGUAGAGUAUUUAGUUUGUGGCAAAAGCACUGAGCUUUCGAAUAUGAAUCACGUGCUUUAGAUGGGCGGUGUGAAUUCUGAAGAUACAGAUGACAGCGAUUGACGCCUUCUGUCUCAUGAUUGAGAGGGAAGUGGGAAGUUGACCACAGCAUCCUAGAAGGGCCAUCAGGUGAUCAAAAUUACUUGCAUUCAAAAUUACUUGCAAAAUGUUAUGCUUUGGGCCAUUUUUCCAGGGAAGAAGAUUCAGAACUUUUUACCAGAUUUUCAGACAUCUGUGACUCCCAAAAGUUAAGAAUCACUGAUGUGAUUGUUGUAUCCCUCAUCCAACCCCAGAUUACUUUCUGUAAUUGGAGGUUUUUAAUGGCAAGCAGCUUAUAUUUAGCACCUGUUCUCAUGUUAAAGGGCUGUAAAUGUUAGAUAUCCCUUCUUAUCCUGGAUUGGCUCUCUCUCUGGAGUACAUCCAUGUAAAUUGGCCAUCAGUACCCUUCUAAAAUCUGAGAUCUGCCAGGCCCCUCUUCUAACACCAGGUUAAGCAUGCCUGGCUAUUUCCAGUACUUGUCAAUCGACAUACUCCAAGAUUCUGUGUGAGAAACUAGGAAUGCAAAGUCGAAUGAGAUAAGGCCUCAGACCCCAUGGAAGGUGAGGCAGUAAAGACAUAACUCCCAUAAAAAUGUGAGGAGACAGACUCAGUUCAGCAACUGUUUACUGAGCACUUACUUGGACCAAGCUCUGUGGUCUUGGUAUUUUACAUAGACUAAUUCUCACAACUCUAAAAAAUACAUAUAUUCCCAUUUCAUAACAUUACAAACUGAGGCUUAGAGAGGUUGUGACCUCUUGUCUCUUGAGGCAGAGAGUUAUAAAGUAACACAUCUGGAAUUUGAAAUCAGAUCUGCUUAGCACUAAUGCUGCAUUUUUCUACAACAUCAUGCUUUUAGAAGGUUUAAGCUAGGUAGGUAGGCUUUCGGUCAGCAGGCAUGAUGGGGAGAGCCUUCUAAUAUGAGGGAAGAGACUGUUUGGAAGCAUGGGUCGGGGGCUAUAAGAAGGAUAAGUAAGAGAGUGUACCUCCAAUAGGGUCUUGGAAUGAGGGGUGGGUGAGGCUGACAUGAUAGAAAACAAAACUGGAACAGAAGUUUAGGUCCAAGUUGGGCAAGGUUGUUUGAAUUUCAAAAAUCAGGGGUUUGGGUCAAGGAAGAAAAAUCAUGAGACUUGCCAUUUAGGAGGAUACCUCUGUGGCAGUAUAGGAGUGAAAUAAAGAGAAAAUGGGAUCCUGGACCUGGGAAGUCAGGGAAACCAGCUAGAUGACCAGCACACAGCAGAGGAGGGAGAGGAAGAGAGAUGAGAAAAAUGAGAGCUAUUAUGAAGAAAAACAGUUGAGAGAGGAAGAAUUUGGAGAGGGCUCAAGAUUUUGAGUCUGCAUGACGGAAUGACUGGAGUGCCAUGAACUUGAGAAGGUGAGCACUGAAGAACCAGGAUGAGAUAGGGGCUGGAACAGCUGGGUUCAGCUUUUGAAAGGUGGGUACAGAUCUGGUUAUAGCCGCUUUCAGAUUGUUCCAUUAUCUGCAGUCCCAACUACCCUGCUUGGAUGUAUUUGUUGGCUCCCACUCAUGGAGGCUCAUUUCCUCACAUGAUAUGUCACUUUUGAUUGUGAGCUCAUUUUCGGUAGGAGUUGUUUUUCCUGUGUGACUCCCAUGUGCCCUGGAUUGUAACAACAUUUCUACAGAGUGGAAUCUACUACGAUCCUGGGGAUUUCAAUUAUUUUAGAUCAAACAUUAUGUCAGUUUCUCUGCCUGGGACUCCUGGACCUCAGAGGUAGUAUACAUCUGAACUGUGCAACCAUUCAAUGAGCAGGCCCUAGGGAUUCCAUAUCUGAAAGGUGCCAUUUUUUCCCUUGCAUCCAUGUUCUAAGAAUGACAACUUGCCUCCUCAGACUUCCCUGAGCUGGUGGGCAGCAUUUUUUAAACCCUCUUUUAAGGAAGGGUCGUCUCUCUGAUGCUUUUCUUUUCUGCUGAGCUCAGAUUAAGAUUUUCUAUCUCCAAGCAAGCCUAAGGCCACAUGUCCUGUUCUCCCCCUGGUGUUUUAAUUUCAGCUCAUUCUCGAGAGCCUAAAUUUGGCUCCUCUACAAUUUCUAUGGACUCCAGGCUUCCAGCUUACACUUACUGCUUUGGCUGUGGUUCCUCUCUUCCAUUUCUGCCACUUGAGGAUUUCCUUUUAUUUUGUCCAAAGACGGCAUGCAUUAAAAAAAAUUUUUUUUUUGUUACAGUUUACCCAACAUUUCUAUGAUUUUUUUUUCACAGGAAGCCCAUUUGCCAUAAUGCUAGAUGUCCUGAACUUGUUUUGAUAAGUGGCCCUGAGCCUUCCCAAGGUGCUGUCAGGACGGUGACAUGAUUAGAUAUGUUCUUAGAAAGAUAUCGUGGGCAGCAGCGUUUGGGUGGAGGUAGCAUCCGGAAGGCAAGGAGACACGUUAGAGGACCAGAGGUGUCUUUUGAUCCAGGUAGACACUAUUGACACCUUGGUCUGCACAAACAGUUCACCACAAAAAGCUGUCAUUUCAUGCCAUAGGCUUGAUUUUUCCUGUUGUCUUGGCAAUCCCUCUGGUUCAGCCAGGCCAGUAGCCUCCUCUCUGACGCCAAGAUGGACCAUGCUCUUCCCCAGCUCCGAGUGUGUGCUCCUUGCCAGAACAGACACAGUGGACAAGAGGACCCUCAGGUGGCUCUGAGUAUUUGCCUUAAGCCCAUCAUCCUUGAAGGCAGACGUGCUUGAUCUUAACAGAGCCAGGAAGUCUCCCCUCAGAUACAAUUUUGGAAAAAGGACAAUGAAAGCAAAAGGUCCUGUUUCCGGUUGAGGGUGUCUAGGUUCUUCCCCUUCUGAACACAGAAUUGGACAAAUGUGCAAACAAAGCAACAAAAGAAAAGCACAGAUUUAUUGAAACAAAAGUACACUCCACAGAGCGGGAGUGGGUCAAGCAAGCAGCUCAAGAACAAGGGUUACAGAAUUUUCUGGGGUUUAAAUACCCUCUAGAGGUUUCCCAUUGGUUAUUUGGUUUAUGCCCUAUGUAAAUGAAGUAGUGGCCCGUGAUCAGACGUAUUAAUUGCAAGAGUUACUAAUCAGAGGGUGAAGUGAAGAUACAAAGUUACCCGUAUGCAAAUAUCUGAUUGAUUGCAGGAAGUGACCAAUCAGAGGCUGAAGUGAAGUUACAAAGUUAUACUCCUCUGCUAAUAAAGACUUGGCCUGCAGCCAGCCUGAUUGGUUGCAGGAGGGGGCCAAUCAGAGGUGCUUUCAGUUUUCAUCUGCAAUGCAGAGGAAGUUGGGAGUUGCAAAGGGAGUAGCCUCUGAUCCUUUUGUUAUUUGGUUGUGGAGAGGUGGGCUUUUCCUUUUGACUCAGUUCUAGGAAGUCAGUGCGAAUCAGCCUUACCUUCCCCGCCUCCAGAUCCUACUCUCCUGCUCAAUAACUAUGCCCAGUUAGUGUUAACUGUAACUCUCUGCUGGUCUGCCUCCUGCUAAGAAGGACUGAACAUCAAAUCACCCGCAUCGAAUCACUCAGCAAGUGAGUUCGAGGAUGAUAACCACACAAUUCUCUCUGCACGAAGGGUGGGUUUGAGAGCCUCAGGGUCUGGGGGCAGCUCUGCCAGCCAUCUGCUUACUGGCUUACUGUUUGCCUGGGGUGAGCAUGGGAAUCCCACAGGUACAAGGCCCUGCAUAUCUUUCGGGGAUUUCCGAGGCCCUCUUUCUUUGCAUGUGCUCUGGUCCAUCAAGCUCCCAUGUCAGGUGCAGUGCUUGUAGCUGCAGUAGUGACCUUAGCAGUGGCAGCAGUUGUACAGGGUCACAGAACUUUAGGGAACUUUAGGGAAGCCUCCUAACACUCCUGCUCUUCCUUAGGCUGCAGCUGCUUUCCUGUCCAUGAUUUAAGGAUCCUUGGAUCCCACCUGACCAGGAAGCUCUCCCCACACACCCCAGCCUACAUCCAGCCUCCCCCUGAGCUCCCAUGGCGUGACUGACUGUCCGGGCCCCAGCGUCCUUGUGCCCUAACUGGGGUUGUUCCACAAUGAUAUGUACCCCAGGCAUGGGGUACACUCCUAGAGAGGAGGGGCCAAGUCUUCCAUCCUUCUGACCCGCUGCAAAGCCUGAAACAAAAUUAGAUACUGAGAGUUGCUCAUUAAGUGCCUGGGUGAAUAAUGAAUAACUGAUUAAAGCCAGGGGAUUGGGUAUCACAGCACAGAGUCCCUGGGUCCUCUGAACAGUCCAAAAUAAAAUUCCAAAAUGAGAACACCAACAGGCUCUCUGGCUUGAGAGCCAAAAUGGUAGCACAAACCUAUGUCUCAGGCAUCCCUUGUGGUAAAAACAAGAAGCCAGAUACACUCUUUCUAGAGCAUGUCACACCCAAAACAACCUUGCUUUUAGUAUACGGAGGAAAAGGGGUGGAAAGUGGAGACCUGGAACCAGACAAGAAUCAAACAGGAGCAAUAAGUUCAGGGUGUGCCUCUUGUCCCAGCAUCUGGGUCAACACGGGCAAGACUGGAUGGGGUGGUGGAGAUGCUGACCUGUGCUACUGCCUCUUGGGCCUGUAAGAGCAAAUACAAUUAGAAAAAAUUUUUUUUUAGUUUUUAAUUUUUUUUUUUGAGACAGGGUCUCUCUUGUCACUCCAGCUGGAGUGCAGUGGCAUGGUCUCGGCUCCCUGCAGCAUUGACCUCCUGGGCUCAAACGAUCCUCCCACCUCAGCCUCCUGAGUAGCUGGGACUACAUGGAGUAGCCACCACACUUGGCUGAUUUUUAAUUUUUUUGUAGAGACAGGAUUUUGGCACAUUGUCCAGGCUGGUGUCAGACUCUUGGCUUCCCCUGAUCCCCAAAGUGUGGGGAUAACAGGCAGGUCUGCCAACACAAAUUGAAAGAAGAAGCCUGUUUGAUAGAUCAGUAGCGUGACUAUAAUUAACAUUAAUCCAAUAUGCAUUUCAAAAAACUAGAGGAGAUUAAUUUGAAUAUUCCUAGCAUAAAGAAAAGAUCAGUGUUUAAGGUGAUGGAUAUUCCAGUUGCCCUGAUUCAAUUAAUGUUACCAAAUUAUUCCAUGUACCUCAAAAAUAUGUACAUCUAUUGUGUACCAAUAAAAAAAAAAUAAGAGUUUUAAGAGUUUUAAUUCUCCUUGUGGAAAAUAAGGGAAGAGACUUCACCUCCCUCCCUUUUUACUUCAGGAAACUUCAAAUUUUAAGUUUGUUCCUCUGUUUCUUUGAGAUGUAUGUAAAUCUUUUAAAAAACUAAAUAGGGGCCAGGUGAGGUGACUCACACUUGUUAUCCCCAGCACUUUUGGAGGCUGUGGUGGGAGGACUGCUUGAGGCCAGGAGUUCAAGGUUACAGUGAGCCAUUAUUCCAUCACUGCACUCCAGUCUGGGCAGCAACAGAGGUCUUGUGUCUUUAAAAUAAUAAUAAAUAAUAAAUUUGAAAGUUCAGUAAGCCUCUUGGCAGCUUUAGGACUCAGAAAUACCUUUUUCAAGGACCAAGGAGCCAACCCUUUGAAACAUAAUCAUCAGAGUUUCAGCGGGAGGGUAGGAGGAGCCUGAUCUGGCAGGUGCCUCGCUCUAAGUUGCAAAACUUCCUCCUGUCCUAAAGCUAUGAGAAGUUUGUUUUUCCUUUGGAUAAACCAAUUAGCUAACACAGAUGGUGACCUCAAUUACUAGGUGAAUCUGUGGUGAGCUCUGUGCAACAAAUGGGCCUGCCGAGUCCUCUUACUUGAGGACUGAGUAGCUAUUGUCUACCUUGAGAACCUGUCUGGAACAAGUCACCUCUGCACGACUCUAUAAAAGGGCAAGGUCUCUUUCUGUCUUUGUAGUCCUUUAGGGGAUUGUGUGGGAUGUGCAUUACAUUUUGGUUUAAUGCUUAUUCACUAACAAAACAAUUUUCUUUCUCUCCUCCCUUUGUGGAGAGAUUUCCUGGAUUGGCAGAGGUUUUUUUUGUUUGUUUGUUAAUUAAUUUAUUUAUUUUUGAGAUGGAGUCUCACUCUGCUGCCCAUGCUGGAGUGCAAUGGCAUGAUCUCGGCUCACUGCAACCUCCACAACCUCUACCUCCUGAGUUCAAGCUAUUCUCCUGCCUCAGCCUUCUGAAUAGCUGGGAUUACAGGCGUGAGCCACCACACCCAGCUAAUUUUUGUAUUUUUAGUAGAGACAGGGUUUCACCACAUUGGUCAGGCUGGUCUUGAACUCCUGACCUCAUGAUCCACUUGCCUCAGCCUCCCAAAGUGCUGGGAUUGCAGAUGUGAGCCACCGCGCCCAGCCUGAGGUUUAUUUUGAAUAAUAUUUUCUCCACAGGCCCAUUGUCCUGACUCUGUGAGCUUUCAGCUGCACCCAGGAUCUGUCAGAUGGCACAGGUGAAGGAAGGGUGCUCAGCCUGAAGGCAUCCUAAUGAGCGAGGGAAAACUGAAGGAGGUUUUUGGAGGGCGCUUAGUUAGGAAUGAUGAACCUAGCUCAGCACGACUUGUGGCCUUCCCCAUGGGUAAGAGUAUGAACACCUGUGACUGCUCCUGAAGUCACUAAGUAUUUCACAGUGUGUGAAGGGUGACCCAGAGUUUCCUUCCCACGUGGCUUACAAUAGUAGCAGCUCAGGAAAAACAAAACAAUUUUUAAAAUUUAUUUAAUUUUAGAGAUGGGUUCUCACUCUGUCACCCAGGGUGGAGUACAGUGGCACAAUCAUGGCUCACUAACGCCUCAACUUUCUGGGCACCGGUGAUCCUCCCACCUCAGCCUCCUGACUGGCUAGGACUGUAGGCAUGCUCCCCAUACCUGGCUAUUUUUAAAAAUUUUUAUUAGAGACGAAAUCUUCCAGGUUGGUUUUGAACUCCUGGACUCAAGUGAACCUCCUGCCUUGGCCUCCCAAAGUGCUGGGAUUACAGGGGUGAGCCACCAUGCCUGGCUACAAAACAAUUUUAGAAAGGAAAAAAGCCUUUUAUUUUUACUUCAUUGUCUUAAUUUCCACUCCUCUGAGACAUCCACCCCCAAGGAAACUUGGCUACGUAGCUAUAGAUGAUAAGUAUUUUUAAAUUCUCCUUGAGAAGUGCCCUAAGCUGAGCCUGCUGCUUGAGUGUCCCCUGAGCUCCUUUCCAAAACCUCUUGAGUCAUCACUGACUGAGGGGAAGGAAGGGCCUGGGGUGGGGCUACCCCAAAGCUUGUGUAAGAACCUUGUAACCUACAGCUGUGGGGGAACAAAACAACCGUCAGGCUUCUGCCCCCACUGCACAGGAUUCUUGGUUCCCAGGGCUCAUCCAGUUAUCCUACGAGGAACAUGAUCCUAACUUUAAAACGGUAGAAGGGGUACAUUUGCAAAUGACUUGCUUGAAGAGUUUGAAGAAUUUAAAUCCCUGGUUUAAAAGAAUGGAUUCCCUCCACGCUAGGCUUAGGCCCAUGGAAUUCUGCCAUCACAGGUACUUUCUCUGCUUGGGUCAUGAUGCUGUUCUGCAUUUGAAGAAGCCUCACUCGAAGUGCAGGAUACAACUGAGGAAAACGUGGCUUUUCCAAUGAAAGGCUGAAGCUACCUCUGGCUGGCUGUGCCUUGGACAUUAGCGUUCUCUGAACGGCCAUAAAGAGUUUCUGCUGCUUCUUUCCCAUUUGCCAUUCCCCACCCCACCCCAGAUCCAUUCUCCUGCUUUACACACUAGGAGGUAAUUUACAUUUACAUCUCUAAUUAAUUUACAUCUCUAAUGGAGAGACUUGGCAGAACUCCAAGGGUCAGAGGAAGGAGAAGACAGAUUAUUAUUCCUUCCCUAGCCUAAAGGAGGGUGCUUGUGGGCCAGUUAUAGUAUUUAGUUCUGUGGCUCCACAGCUGGAGGCCACCCUUCCAAGUGUCUGGAAAAGGUGACAGCCCGUACCCAGGAGGUCCUGCCUGUGUGGAUGAUGACACCUAUUUGAUCCAACUUCAUAAUGGCCUCAGGCAAAGCUGUGAAGAUUCCGCCCUUUCUCUUUUUGGCAGCGUCAGCCCAUCAUUCUUUCAGGCUCUUCUCAGCUUCCAGCUUUGCUGCCUUACUAAAUGCUCUCCCAGAAAGGGCUGGAGAAUUCAUUCUCACUAAAAGGUAAAUUACUAUCCCUGCUGUUCUUCUUCUAGGGAUGUUUUCUUUGAAAAACUGAAGUCCAGGCCGGGCAUAGUGGCUCACGCCUAUAAUCUCAGCACUUUGGGAGGCCAAGGCAGGUGGAUCAUGAGGUCAGGAGUUCGAGACCAGCCUGACCAACAUGGUGAAACCCCAUCUGUACUAAAAAUACAAAAAAUUAGCUGGGCAUGGUGGUGCAUGCCUAUAAUUCCAGGUACUCCAGAGGCUGAGGCAGGAGAAUUGCCUGAACCCAGGAGGCAAAGGUUGCCGUGAGCCGAGAUCAUGCCAUUGCACUCCAGUCUGGGCAACAAGAGCGAAACUCCGUCUCAAAAAAAAAAAAAAAGAAAGAAAAAAAAACAAAA